CAAGGUGAGAUCAGUUUAGCUGCAGCAGGAAGACCGGCGGGGUUCCUCCAGGGAAUGGGAAGUGCUCGUCAUUAUCCAAAGUAGGUCCGACUCCGCGGCAUAUUUUAACCAAUGAACUUAUCGGAUCUCCUGUGAUCGAUGUUCAGCUGUGACCAAUGGCCGCUCGAUAAAGUUUGGGGUCGGGAUCGCGAAAGAAACUUUUCUGUGUUUGGGCGCGUUCCCCUCUCCUGGCCCGGAUUGUAACGACUGCCCGAAGCUGCUCUCCCUUUGUGGCCCUUCGAUGCGCUCGUGGUUUAGGUGUAGUGCCCGUAGUUUGUCGCUAUUCAGCCGACGGGGUUGGUGAUGGAUGCGGACUCAGUGAGCUGAGUUCCGUGAUUUCCAGCCGCCCUUUGUGCCCGCCACCACGCCGUCCACCCGACUCUUUGUAACCGGCACCGAGGGCUGAGCUCCCUCCUUAACUCUUGCCCCGGUACUUCCAACCCGGCUUCAUCAUGUCUCGGUUCCUGUUCUGUGUCCUGGCGCUCGCUCUGUUUUGUCUCCCCUCUCGGCCUGAGCUCCAGGCGCCGAGUUGCUCCCAGGUGAUGAGAGUUUACAGCCCGCGGGAACUGAGCGGCGGCCCCUCCGGGGAGGUGACGGGUGUACCUACCUCCCUGUAUUGCCUGUCAAGCAACACCUCAGCCUGCCAAAUGAUCUGGAGUUCAUCCAGCUUCAGCUUCAGUUCCGAAACAUGGUCUGUAAGAAGCAUGGUCUGCACUUUUUUGCGGUGUAAUAAGCUGAAGGUCUGCUCACAGCUCUAUACUUGCUGUACGUCUGAAAUGGAGGACAAACUCAACCUGCAAAGCCAACAAGAGUUUAGCAAAACAGUUUUGGAGACCUGCAAUACCCUGCACUCAACCUUCGCCUCUAGAUAUAAGAAAUUUGAUGAAUUUUUCAAGGAGUUAUUGGAUAAUGCUGAGAAAUCCUUGAAUGAUAUGUUUGUACGUACUUACGGCCAGGUUUAUAAGAAAAACUCUGACGUGUUCCAGGAUCUGUUUAAGGAGCUGAAGAAGUACUAUCUGGCUGGAAAUCGAAACCUGGAAGACAUGUUGAAUGAUUUUUGGGCUUGUCUCCUAGAGCGGAUGUUUCAGUUGAUGAAUCCUCAGUACCAUUUCACAGAAGAGUACUUGGAUUGUAUUAGUAAAUAUACAGAACAGCUGAAGCCAUUUGGAGAUGUGCCCCGCAAACUGAAGCUUCAAGUGACCAGGGCAUUUAUUGCUGCUCGAACAUUUGCACAAGGCCUUCGAGUUGCAAGAGAUGUAGUGAGCAAAGUAUCCAUAGUCAAUCCAACAAGAGAGUGUGCUGAUGCGUUGUUGAAGAUGACAUAUUGUCCACGUUGCCAUGGGUUACUUGCAGUUAGACCAUGCAACAAUUACUGUCUCAACGUCAUGAAGGGUUGUUUGGCCAAUCAGGCAGAUCUGGAUAUAGAGUGGAACAAUUUUAUUGAUUCAAUGCUGAUGGUUGCAGAGAGAUUGGAAGGACCAUUCAACAUUGAAGCAGUCAUGGACCCCAUUGAUGUUAAGAUUUCUGAUGCAAUCAUGAACAUGCAGGAGAACAGUAUACAUAUCUCUGAAAAGGCAUUUCAGGGAUGUGGAAAACCCAAGUCUCAACCUGUGAGCCGUUUGACUCGAUCCAUAACAGAUGGGUUUAAUCCAAGAUUUCGCCCCUACAGUCCUGAAGAGCGUCCUACAACUGCAGCUGGCACAAGCCUUGACAGACUGGUGACAGAUGUAAAAGAAAAAUUAAAGAAUGCAAAGAAGUUCUGGUCAGCCCUUCCAUACAGUAUGUGCAGCCACAAUGACUCAGCAGGUGUGGUUGAGCAAGAUGAAUGUUGGAAUGGCAGUAACAGCAGCAGGUACAAUUUUCCAGUGGCAGGUAAUGGCCUUGCUAACCAGCUCAAUAACCCGGCUGUUAAAGUGGAUAUUACCAAACCAGACAUGGUGAUUCGGAGGGAGAUAAUGGUGCUGCGAAUAAUGACUAAUAAAAUUAAAAAUGCCUAUCACGGAAAUGAUGCAACAUUUCAAGAUGCAGGUGACGAAGGUAGUGGUGAAGAAAGCGGCAGUGGCUGCUUUGGGUUUGAUUGUCACCUGGAGUUUGAGUUCACCAGCACUGAUAUUCCUCAGUUUGCUGCUCCCAUAGAGCCAAGGAAAAUACUUCCCAUUAACUCUGCUUGCAGCAGUGAUCCCUCUCUGUUGAUUCUGUUAGUUAGCUGUUUGGUUAUAAUCUUACACCUGAGGUUAAGAUAAUCACACAAAGUUACAAGAAAGAGUCUCACAAAAUAGAUUUUUUAAAAUGAAGAACUAUUCUCCUUUAUGCCAGCUGAUGACAACAGUCAAUUGCAAACUUCUCUUAAAAUUUCAUCAGUGAUGUUUGUUGCUUCAAUUGCCAUCACUUUAUCUGCGUCAUCACGUUCAAUCACACAGUCCACUAGGCUUCCAACCUGUAGUUAUGUGAACACUAAUUUAGUAAAUCUUUAAGGCAUUUUUUAUUUGCUUUUUACCUAUUUAAAGAAACAAGGUUGUGUGCAAGAAAAUACAUAGCAACUUUCAUUGAAUAAUGUGGUUAAGUAUCUGUACAGAAGCAAACUUAUUUAUCUCGAAAUCACUUGGGUAUUGAUGCACAAAUGUAAUGGUUAUGUUGUCAAGCCUAGUAUAAUUUUAGGGAGGUAGUUAUAUACAGUUGCACAGUAAUUAGAGCUGUGCUUGUUGAGCCUUUUCAUAAAGGAACUUGUUGGGUCUGGAAUUUUUUCAAACAUUUGUUGUAAAGAACCCAGCCACCAGAACUGAAUCCAAUAUUAACAGAGCUUGAUGUUAAAGUCAUUGGAUUUUGUUUUAAGCGAGCUGAAUCUGGAAAUUAAAUUUCAAGAUUGCUGAUUUGUUAAUCCGUCCUUGAGUUAAACUUGUCAGCAGCCUGAGCAGCUUCCUGCAGUUUGACGGUCAGUAAAUCAUCAUACUGACAUUGUUUCUAUAUAAUAAAAUCUGAAGGCAAUAUUUCACCUAUAUACAUUUUAGUUUUCAUUGUAAUGUUAAUUACAUUUUAUAUCAAAAUUUUCAACUACUUGUAAUUGCCAACUCAGGGUCAGUACACUACUUUAGAAAUUCACAAUAACAAAAAUCUGAAUGAUACACCUUUUCUGUUUAGAAAUCAUCGGGGCUCUUCUUUAUCUGCAGUUUACCAGUUAAAGUAGUGCUUUUUGUGUGAUAGUAUAUUGUAUAAAGCAGAGCCACAGCUGAGUUAGCAGAAUGUGUUGUGUAAGGUUUUGUGUUCCUUAGAUCAUGUAGAAAUUAGUUUUGGCUUUCUGUAAGGGAAAGAAUUGUCUGAAAUAUCCACUCAUUAGCUGAAAUUCAGCUGGAACACCAGCGAAGUUAUGGCGUCAUUCUGCGGGACAGAUAGCUGCAACCAUCCUUUGAUCAUGUCAAGCUUGUAAAUUUUGCUUUUGGUCAUCUUGUAAACCUUAUAACCCAGUAAUUAUAUUUUAAAAUACACACAGCUGUACUGAUUGUCAGUUUUGUUUUUAUUAUGAUUUUAAGUGCGAAGUACAAAGUGCUUUGAUGUGUUGAAAAAUAUUAAUGAAGAUUGUUGCUUUAUUCAUGGUCGAGCACCUGUACAGUGGGAAUAUCAGUAUGGAAUGCAGCUGAUUCUUAAGUAAAUGUCUAAUAUCAAAUUUGAGUAUUUGAAUCACUGUAUUGAAACCACAGAACUUCUUGAAUACAGAUUUGUAAUCUACAGUUAUAUUCACUGAAAAUGUGAUUUAACAUUUCAUACAUUAAAACUGGUUUUAUUUAUGUAAC
Messenger RNA from Hypanus sabinus (Atlantic stingray), 3827 nucleotides. RefSeq names its product glypican-4-like. The record is from RefSeq and is a predicted model, not a curated record. Lineage: Eukaryota; Metazoa; Chordata; Chondrichthyes; Myliobatiformes; Dasyatidae. Gene Ontology annotation, biological process: regulation of signal transduction; regulation of protein localization to membrane; cell migration. Bases 492 to 2282 code for a protein of 596 amino acids. The transcript is spliced from 10 exons. Gene Ontology annotation, cellular component: cell surface; synapse; plasma membrane.